UCUUUUGGGAGUUCGAGCCCAGUAGUUUAGAUGCUUCUCCCAAGUACUCAAGAGAGAAAACUGCUCCUAUUACAAGUAUGAAAAGGGAAAGACGGCUAAAAUAGCUGAAUUUGUGUCAUGUAGUUAGGAAUUUGUUCCAGUUAGUCCACUGAAAAUUCUAAUCCUUUGGCUCUUUAUCGUCUGAGGAUCAUGACUUUGACCCUUCUGCUGAAAUGCUGGUACAUGAUUAUGAUGAUGAGCGAACUCUUGAAGAGGAGGAGGAAAGGAUGGAAGAAAACAAAAAUUUCAGCUCUGAAAUUGAAGAUUUGGAAAAGGAAGGAAAUAUGCCAUUGGAAGAUUUACUGGCGUUUUAUGGCUAUGAACCUGUGAUUCCAGUUAUGACCAGUUCCAAUGUGGAUAGCUCUCGAAGCGAACUUGCAGAUGAACUUCCAGAUAUGACUCUAGAUAAAGAGGAAAUAGCUAAAGACCUGUUGUCGGGUGAUGAUGAAGAAACACAGUCCUCUGCUGAUGACUUGACACCAUCAGUUACUUCACAUGAGGCUACCGACUUCUUUCCUCGGCCAUUAAGAUCAAACACUACAUUUGAUGAAGAUAAGGAAUCAGAUGGUGAAGACAUAGAGGCAGACAGUGGCAAUUCAUCUGAAGAUUUAAGAAAGGAAAUAAUGAUUGGUUCACAGUAUCAAGCUGAAAUUCCACCUUACCUUGGCAGACACAGUGGUAAUGAAAAGGAAAAUGAAGAUCAUUUACUUUGGAAACCUGAUGUGAUCUCAGAAAAUAAAGUUAAAGAAUACCUUUUUGAAACCUCCUUAAGAAGAGGAAAUGAAAACAUGAUUGGCAGAAUUCCAGGACUGCAUAUACGGGACAAUGAACAAGCACUUUAUGAACUUCUCAAAAGUAGCCAUAAUGUUAAAGAAGCAACUGAGAGAUACUGCUCAAAUGGAAAGGCAUCUCAGGAAGAGAUGACAGCAUGGACAGAAGAAGAAUGCAGAAGCUUUGAACAUGCACUUCUGAUUUAUGGAAAAGACUUUCAUCUCAUACAGAAAAACAAGGUAAGAACCAGAACAGUUGCUGAGUGUGUGGCUUUCUAUUACAUGUGGAAAAAGUCAGAACGUUAUGAUUACUUUGCUCAGCAAACAAGAUUUGGAAAGAAGAGAUAUAACCAUCAUCCAGGAGUUACGGACUACAUGGAUCAUUUGGUAGAUGAAGCAGAAGCCCUUGGUGGAGCAGUACAUUCUUCAGCCUUAACAUCUAAUACUCGAUCAGAAACCAUUCCUGAUCAACAGCUGAGCAUUCUGAACUCUAUCUCUGCCAAUGAGUUGACAGCAUUGACAAAUAAUGUAGCUACAGUCUGCCACACUUCGGAUGUGAACUGCCUGGAUGAUGCCUUUACUCCUAUGGACAGCUUACCCCGAGCACCAGUUAAUCAUGUACCUGUUGGAACAGAAGAAUUGCUUAACUUACCUAGCAAUGGUGAAAGUGAUUGUUUUAAUAUAUUUGAGACUGGAUUUUAUCAUUCAGAGCUAAAUCAAAUGAACAUGUGCAGUGAGGAAACAGAAAGACCUGCAAAGAGAUUGAAAAUGGGUAUUGCUGUCCCAGAAUCUUUCAUCAAUGAUGUCUCUGUAAAUAACCUUGGUGUGGACUUUGAGAACCAUACACACCAUAUUACCAGUGCAAAAAUGGCUGUUUCAGUGGCUGACUUCAGUAGUUUAUCUGCAAAUGAGACAAAUGGUUUUAUCAACACCCAUGCUCUUCACCAACAUAAUGCCUUUCACUCAGAAUGACUGGAAAACUAAACAAACAGUGGGUACUUGAUGCAGUAGUAAUAAACUUGAUGGGAGCUAUCAGGUUUGCUUAGUCUUUCACUGGAAGUUUGAACUUUGACAUCAGUGAUGUCUUUUUAUGUAUAGAACUAUAUCUUGAUUUAUCAAGAGUAUUUUCUUUUUUCAGUCCAUAAAUGUGGAAAUGUUUGGCAGAAUUUGGGUCUAAGAGAACUCUGUGGUGCAGCUUUAAACUCUACUUCAAUGUUGUUUUUUAAAGCCUGUAGACAGGCUGCCGUUUCAAAACCAGCACAGAAGUUCUGAACUGAUUGGAGUGACUUUUUAGUCUAAGUUACUUUUGCUGUAACAGAUGCAGUGUAGUAACAAUGAUAACAGAUACCAAUCCUGAUCCCUGCUCACUGUAGCUUGGUUUUGUUUGUUUUUUUCUUAUAAAGGCAGAUAUGAAUUUCUUUAAGUUAUACUGCACAAACAUUCAAGGAUGUGUUUUAAAUGGAACCUUCUCUUGUGAUACUAGAGCACUUCAGUUUAAAAAUACAGCAAGUUUAUCUUGAUGGAAGCUAGCAUAAAGGACUUAACAUAAGUAAAAUAUGAAGACCUACACUUGGAUGCUGUUGCAAAAGCAUAGGCUAUGGCUACCUUACACAGAAGUAAUUAUACUGCUAGAGGUAUCUGUGUACUUUAAACUCGCUGGUUUAAACAGAUAUAUUUUAGGCUUUUAUAUUCAGAUGGGGUUUGUCCAUGACUUUGAAGAUUAAUGCACCUGUAUAAUUUAACUUUCCUAAGGUAGAUGAUGAUGCAUAAAGCUACAGUCUGCACAGCUUAAGAUUUACCACUAAACAGUCUACAUUCUGGAAGACAUCUUAAAUUGUUUGGAGCACUGCAGUUCAAAGUGUUACAGUUUUGAGUAACCAUCUAAUUUAUAUAUAAAGUAGUAGAACCUUGAAUUAUGUAUUUGAAAGUUUUUCUUCAAUGUGAAUUGCAUCUAUUAUUUUAGCAAGUCAUUGGCUCAAAAAUGUUACUUCACUGCCUUGGUCAAAUAGGAAAGGAUGAGUAAAAAUAUUUCCCAUAAAAGCUGCUAUUUAACUUCAGUAAUUUUUUUUGUUUGAACACUGAGUGCAAUUUAGCCAUCCACAAAGUUUCUUAAAAAUGUUUGUUCUAAUUCCCACGAGAGAACAUUACUUCAGUAGGAUUACCCCUUUCCCUUUCUACCUUUUAUUUGCACUGUUUGUAUUACAAAUUUAAUUGCCACUAACCUGUUUUCAUAAUUGCAGUAAUUAAGCUUGCAUUGUUGAUAUUUUCUGCUUCAAGGUUAUGCUGAGUUAUUAGAAAGUAGUGACUGCAGUAUUUGAAAAGGAAGAGGGUAAUUAUUAUGCAUACUGUGAACUGCAUUGACAUCCUGAGUUUUGGAUGCAGUGUAUGGAGUUUUCUUUAGAGUACUGUAAUAAAGAUUGCUUUGAAAUGUUUAUGCAAUAGAACAUUUACUAUAUUAAAACAAAUUAGAUUAGCACAGUGGACAAAAGUAAAGAUAAUUUUGUAAUAAGUUCUUAACUUACUCAUCUGAAAUAUGUAAUUCUAGUAAGUACACGGUAAAUAAUGGGUAGCCUUAGCCCUGUGUUGUACUCUGACAUUUUUAGCCAAGUUGUCGGCUUCUUGUUGCUAUGUUUUGUGCUGAAGUGCAUACCUUGUUUCUUUUGUUUAUGGAACAACACAUCUUAUGUAAUUUUGUAAAAUACUGGACAUUGUUAUACAUUCAAGUUUCUGGGUUUACAGUGAGUGACUGGUCUGUAUAAAAAUCAUUAUACAAAGAUGACUGAAUGCUUAUACCAGUUGCACUUCAAUGAGCAUGACCAUUCUUAUUAGCUGAUGCAGUAAUAUAUUCAAUUUAUCUAUGCAUUGCUGGACUCUUAAUUUAGACAGAGGCUUGUCUAAGGUUUGGGUUGUCAGCAAGUUGAAUGGACACUUUAGUUAUUUAAGAAAGACUUUUGACCAAAAUUCAGAAAAUUAUGAGAGAGAAAUUAAUUCCACCUAGUCUAAUAGAUUUUAAAAUUCUGAUCUUAUUUAGCCUGUUGGCUAGCUAGCUGGUAUUGUUUUAAUUCCUUGUUAAAAUGAGGCAAUAAUUUGAAAGAUUUUGUAAAUAUGUACAUUCUUCUUUUUAGAUACCUAUUUCAAUAUUUUCUGACUACUACUGUGUAUAGUAACAUUUCUGUGCAUGCUUGAUGUGACAUUCAUAAAUUUGUACCACUGACUUUAUCCAUGUAAAGUAGCUAUUUAUUGAAUUUUUCUUUUGGAAACUGAACUUAAUUCUUUUUCUCUCAGUUUAAACAUUUAAAAUGGAGAAUUUGUUACUGUUUAUUAAAAGAAUUGUGUUUUGAAAGUCAUCGUGAAGAUAAUUGAAUUGCAACCCUAUGAAGAAAUUGUAUUGCCUCGGUUCUUUGAUGGUGAAGCACAAUUCUUAUAACAAACUGUGAUGAAUUCUUUCUCCUCUGACAUAUUUUUUCUUUAUAGAAACAAACAAAAAAUCCAUAAUGGACAAUGACAGUGUUGGUAAAUGUAUCCAUUUAUGUACAGGGAAGCUGAAGAGGAUAGCCAAUUAAUUUAAAAGUGUAACUUGGUACUGUGAUUAUAGCAAUACUUUUAAUUUGGUUACUUGUAUGUCAUAUUCUCAUGCUAGGAUUUAUACGUUUAGUUUUCCUCUUGUCAUAGUCAAACAUCUUGAAGAAAACUAAAUCAUGUACUACUAUUGUGCAAUUGUUUCCUGGUUUUAAGUUUUAAAAAUGAGGGUCAAAAAUGUCUGAAAAUUUCAGUUCACAUAGAACAUAGUUAUAAUAGUUAAUUUAACCAAAGUCUCUAGGUGAAUAUUUCAACUUUGAAUGUAAACUAAUGGAUAAACUAACAGGGACACUAUUUGCCCAGCAUUACAAGCACAUUGUCUACAGACGAGGAAACUAAAUACAGUAAUUUAUAAAAUAAUGACAAGGCUACUAUUUUUUAAUUCCUAUUUUUCAUUGGAAGAAGGAAAAUACUAUCAGUUGUAAAAUACAGUAGGUAUGGUUAUAGUCCUCUUAAUAAAACAGAUAUUCCAGUUAUUCAAAGUACCCUGUGCAUAACAAAUUGUGACAAUCUGUUUUAAUAUCAGAUGUUCAAGAGAAAGUUGCUAUUGUUGGUUUUAAUAUUUGUACAUAAACA
Messenger RNA from Colius striatus (speckled mousebird), 4964 nucleotides. RefSeq names its product mesoderm induction early response protein 3-like. The record is from RefSeq and is a predicted model, not a curated record. Gene Ontology annotation, biological process: negative regulation of transcription by RNA polymerase II. The transcript has 13 exons. Gene Ontology annotation, cellular component: nucleoplasm. Gene Ontology annotation, molecular function: transcription corepressor activity; histone deacetylase binding. Bases 213 to 1781 code for a protein of 522 amino acids. Lineage: Eukaryota; Metazoa; Chordata; Aves; Coliiformes; Coliidae.